AUGGCCGGCGGGAAGCUCAAGAAACGCGCGGACGAGAACGCGACGCGCGUGAAGCUCCUUCACCGCGCGCUCCUCGGCUCGACGCUCCUCUUCGUCCUCCUGCGCCUCGUCCUCCGCCGCGCGACCGCGCAUCUUCUAAUCUACGCCCUCUUCGCGGUCACCUCCGCCGCGGCGUGGUUCUGCUACCGAUCCCUCGCGCACAUCGCUGCGCCGACGUACGACCGCGACGGCGUCCUCGUCGACGCGGGCGCGGACUUGUCCCUCGGAGGGACGACGUCGUACUACCACGACGUGAUAUACGUCGCGGUGUUCCUGUUCGUCUCGACCGCGCUCGUCAGCGAUUGGCUCUGGCUCGUCGCGCUCGUCGUGCCGGCGUACGCGACGUACGCGCUCUGGGCGUGGGUGAUCUUGCCGUGGAUCUUCACGCCGACCGCGGACGAGGAGGAGGCGAACCGAAGGAUGAGGGAGAGCAAGGAGGAGAGGAAGGCGCGGGAGAGGGCGGAGCGACGCGCGGAGAAUCGGAGGCGCGGGAGACGAAUGUGA
Micromonas pusilla CCMP1545 is the source of this 543-nucleotide messenger RNA. RefSeq lists its product as uncharacterized. The transcript has a single exon. Bases 1 to 543 code for a protein of 180 amino acids. NCBI's taxonomy places the organism in Eukaryota, Viridiplantae, Chlorophyta, Mamiellophyceae, Mamiellales, Mamiellaceae. Gene Ontology annotation, biological process: vacuolar protein processing. The record is from RefSeq and is a predicted model, not a curated record. Gene Ontology annotation, cellular component: intracellular membrane-bounded organelle.